This is a messenger RNA of Hemicordylus capensis (graceful crag lizard), 2802 nucleotides long. RefSeq names its product interleukin 4 receptor (gene IL4R). Gene Ontology annotation, cellular component: external side of plasma membrane; membrane. The record is from RefSeq and is a predicted model, not a curated record. The transcript is spliced from 10 exons. Bases 203 to 2197 code for a protein of 664 amino acids. Gene Ontology annotation, biological process: production of molecular mediator involved in inflammatory response; cytokine-mediated signaling pathway. Gene Ontology annotation, molecular function: cytokine receptor activity; protein binding. NCBI's taxonomy places the organism in Eukaryota, Metazoa, Chordata, Lepidosauria, Squamata, Cordylidae.
CGGGAACCCCGCCGCUCCUCCCCAGGCCCGGCCGUGACGCCAUUGCUGGGAGAAGCUGCUGCAGCCCCGGCAGGGCAGCGAGCGAGCGAGCCGGGCUGGCGGGGGCAGAGCUGCUGCUGCUGCCGCUGCCGCGCAAGACCCCUCUGGGCCGACGUCCUCCUGCAGCGCCGGGCUGAGAGAGAGAGAGAAAGAGAGAGAGAGGAUGGCGGCGGCGGCUGGCCUGUGGUGGAGCCUCUUCUUCCCCUGCUGCCUCCUCGGCCGCCACGCUUCGGAAGGUGUCUCGCCAGACUGCCACUUGGACUUUGACAAUCAGCUGGUUUGUCACUGGAAGGUGGAGAGCACCACAAACUGCGCCGAGGAGUUCUUGCUCUCUUACGAGAAGUACGACCCAGACCUUGGCCCGCUUCCUCAGAAGUCGAACUGCACUCCUAAGAGCGGAAGCAGCCCAGACGGUGCCCCCGAGUGCCUCUGCGUCAUGCCAGAAGAGCACUUCGAGUACGCCACAUACCAUAUCGUCCUCGAGGCCAACGGGACAAGGACCUAUGAGACGAGCCGACCCGCGGAUCAGAUGGUCAAGCUCCGGCCCCUCAUCAACCUGACUGUGAACAAGAAGGAGCGCACCUUCGUCCUUUCCUGGUCAUGGAACUACACACAGGAGAGUUACUUUGACAAGUACCAUCGAGCGCAUGCCCUAGAAUACGAAGUCGCCUAUUGGGCCAAGGGCAAGGAUCAGCAGAAGUACAAUGUUAAAAAAAAGCAAGAGCCAAGAUACGUCAUCCUUGCCAGCAACCUCGAGUCAGGCGCCACCUACGUGGCUAAAGUGCGGUUUCACAUUGAGCAAUUCGGCAGCUGGAGUGAGUGGAGCGCCCCCUGCGAAUGGCAGGCCGACCCUGAAGACCAGCUCUGGCUGAUGCCUCUCUGCUUGUGCGCCCUGGUCAUGGCCCUGAUGUUCGCCGGCUACUUCUGCUUCUCCAGGCUGAAGGCGAAAUGGUGGGACCGGAUUCCAAGCCCGGCCAGGAGCACGAUGGCCAAGCAGAUGAGCACAAAGCCCCUUCCAGUGGUGAGGAGGAUCUGGCCCCUGAGGGGAGGGGAGGCCUCCGCCCCCGACACCUGCUGGGAACAACGAUGCUGUGGGAGCUCUCCGGGAGGUCCCUCGAGGGUGAUGGCGCCUGGGAGGAGCAAGGCCGGCGUUUGCCUCACGCCGGAGCUCACGCGGGUUGACCAUCCUCUGGCGGUCUGCAGCAGGAAGGCAGCGGGCGGGCCAGGGGGCCUGAGGGGAGCAGAGGCGGAUCCUGCCCCCCACGAAGAGGCCAUGGCAGCCCUCUUCGUGAAGCUUUUGGACGGCGACUUCAGCACCACAGAGGACGCUGGAGCCCAGCUGGAGCCCAGGCCCGGAGCGCUUGGCGGCGGCGGCGGCUUCUCCUCUCCAGCAGCAGGGAGCCUAGAGCCCUUCUCCAAGUCUGGCUAUGGGAGCUCCCGCACGGAGGCGGCUCCUCCCUGGAUGGUGGCUCCUGUCCUGGAAGACCCCCACAACCAGGGGCUCCCCACUGCGGACGCGCUGCCUCAUGCCCCACACUUGCCUCUGGACAGCGCCCUCGCCACUGAUGCGAUGGACCCCUGGACAGACUGCCAGGGGGCCAGUAGCGGCCCGGCAGCCCAGCCCUCUGGCUACAAGUGUUUUGACGGCCUCUUGCUGCGGCCCAUGGCCAGCUGCAGCCAGGUGGGGGAGCAGCAGCCGUCCCCUCCACCAGGGGACCCAAUCCAGGCACCAGGCAGUGAGCGUCGGGCCGGCUGCGCAGACCCUGCUGUUGCCGCCGCCGCCCAGGGGGUCUUCCCCGGAGGAGGCCUGGACGCCCCGUGGCAGCUCCCUUCCUGCAAAGCGGCUGUCCAGCAACAAGGCCUGGCCUGCUCCGCUGCCCCUCUCUUCUCUGGCUACCGCUCUUUCAGCUCUGCUCUUCAGAGCAGCACCCACCCCCCAGAUGACUGUAGCAGCUGCCCAGGCCUGGCACCCCCCUACAAGCCCUUCCACAGUGUCUUCGAGGCCAGCCCCACAGAGACCCCCACAGGCAGAGACUGCUUGGACCCUCACCCGGGGCCAUGGGAGGCGGCUGCCUGGAAGGCCUGGCCCAGUGCACCCUGGGAGGAGGGGCCAGGAGGGGCUCCCGGGGGCCUCCAUGUGGAAGGAGCAGCCCAUUAAGACUUCCAGGGGUCGGGGGGGGGCCUUUGGUCUUGCACACACAAACAGCAAGAGGCCGUGGCUGUGGGGAGGGUCUCCUCUUGCUUGGCCCAGGGUGCAUCUGGGUCUGGGCACAACGGCUCCCUCAAGCUGGCCAGCAACUGCCGCUCUCUCCCUGCCGGCUUAUUUGCAGCCUGCACUUCAGUUGCUGGCCGACCAGGGACCUCCCGGGAGAAAGGGGGAGGCACGCCGGGGACAGAGCCCAGCUCUGCUACCUUCCUGAGUUGGUGGGAGGUGGUAGGGUGUUGGUCCAGGAUGCUUUCCAGAUGACACCCUACCACAGGGUCACCACGGAUCUGCUAAGUGUGCUUCCGUACUCCCUGUGGUUUGACACCCCAGUCCCUGUGCUGACAGCAAGGUGCCAUUCACAUGAUGCCUUCUUUCGGGUUUUAUCUUUGUAUUAUAGUGGUACAAAGUUGCAUGUGCGUCGCAAAAAAACAACAAAAAACAGCUGUAUUUCCCGGUUUUGCACAAGAUAGAAACGACUGCUCCCCCUGCUGGUGGCUUCAGGCAACAGAUGGCUGGACUUUUUAUUUACUUUUUCAAUACAAUCCUGCCAAGCUGAA